CCGGAAAUGCAGUCUAGUUUAAAAUGUAAUCCCUUAAAUGUACAGGUGUAACUGUAUUCUGAAUACCACCGAUUUAAAUUGUAGCUGUAUUUAGUAACUCAUAUUUUGUAUUUUAAAUACAUAAUCCAGAAAUUCUUCCCUGCCUGUGGACAAGUGGACCCAAAUAGAGUAUGACAAUCCAGGAAAGACUACUGAUGUUAAAAUCGUUUUGUUUACCCAAGCACCAUAUUUUGGGAGGGAAGUUUAAACAACAAGAGGUACUACUAGGCCGUGUGAUGUGCUGCCAUGUUCAUGGCUAAAAGGGUGAAGUCUAAAAAGCAACCUGGAAGCCUGCCACAGGUAAUGGCAACCAGGAAGAGUGAUAAUGAGCCAGAUUUCCUUAAAGCUCUCUUAAACACCCUUCAGGAAUGCCCUUUUGAAUUGAGGUCAGUGUUGACUGCCCAUCAGUCAUGCAAUCUUUGGCUGAUAUGUAACUGGAGGCUAAUAUUUAAUUUACCAGGAAGUACUGUAUUGGAAGAAAAUCAUGCUUACGCUUAUCACAUAACUAAGGCAAAGUCAGAGUUGUAUAUAAAGGCAAAUGCAUUUCACGCUUUCUCAGCCUCACAACAUCGCAGCAUCACAUCACACACAGUAAAAGAGUGACGGCAGGGCUAAUAGGACGUGAUCAUUGCCCUCUAUCCUAGAACACUCUUGAGGAUUAUUUAAGUCUCUACAGUCGUUCGUCUCAACCUCUACAUCCACCUUCAUCAUGAACCUCCUGCUUGUGUGCUAUGUGGCUUUCUCUCUGGCUCAGAUGACCUCAACCACAACAACAAUCAGAAACACAGCAGUUUCUACAACAACCAGGGGAACCACCACAGGUGCAGCUACAGCAACAAAAAACACCACAGUCACCUUGAAGCCCACAGGAACAACAAUGGCAAACACCACAUCUGUCAUAACCACAGUGGUUGAACCUACAACAACAACAACAACAACAACCAUGCCAAUCACCACAGCUAAUCCUAAAUCCACCACCACAAGUGCAACUACAGGAACAACCAUGGCAAGUACUAGAAUUGUAACAACAGCAAGAACCACAACAACUACCACCGUUGAACCCACAAAAACAACUAAAGGAACCACCCCAGGUGAACCUACAACAUCAAAAACCACCUUGAAGCCCACAGGAACAACAAUGGCAAACACCACAGCUAAUCCUAAAUCCACCACCACAAGUGCAACUACAGGAACAACCAUGGCAAGUACUAGAAUUGUAACAACAGCAAGAACCACAACAACUACCACCGUUGAACCCACAAAAACAACUAAAGGAACCACCCCAGGUGAACCUACAACAUCAAAAACCACCUUGAAGCCCAAAGGAACAACAAUGGCAAACACCAAACCUGUCACAACCAAAAGAACAACAACCAAAACUACAACCAUCUCAGCUGGCACCUUGGGAACCAGUGCCACCUUGCUAAGCUUCAUGCUACCCAUAAUUCCUCUUCUGUUAAGUUUUGUGUUCAGCUUAAUGACCACCAUGGUGCCAAAAACAGCCGCACCUACAGCAACAAUUCUACCCAUAACAGCUGCCAUGGAGAUCACUAUGAAUGUCCCUGUGACAACCACCACGGAAACACGAACAACCACCACGGAAACAAGAACACCCACUACAGUUGAACCCACAACAGCAACACCGAAGGUAGCCACUACAGGUGUACCUAUCACAACUGAAAUCAACCCAACUACUGAAGCUGCAUCUCAAACAACAACAGUCAUGCCAACCACCACACCUAUAUCAACAACAACCAUGGCAAAUACUACACCUGUAAAAACAAUAAGAACCACAACAGCCCCACAUGUUGAGCCCAUAACAUCAACAAUCAAUAUAGGUGCACCUACGACAAUACACACCAUGUUAACCUCUAUGGCUGAAGCUACAAGGACAAGCAUGGCAAACACACCGCCUGUGACAACAACAAAAGUAGCAAUUACGAAAUGUGUAUGCACAAAAAUAACAAUCAUUGUAACAGAUGCACAUACAACAACAAAAACCUCUCCAACUACCAUGUCAAUGACCACGCUCACACCUGUGUCUACAACAACAACCAUCGCAAAUACCAAGCCUACCACAACAAGAGUCACAAAAUCUACCACAAUUGAACUGCCAGUGAGUAAAACCAAGGUAACCAUCCUAAGUACAACAGCAUCAAUAACACUCAACCUGACCCCUGCUGCAUCUCAAACUGCCGCAACCAUGCCAACAACCACACCUAAUAUUCCAUCAACAACCAUGAAAAACAUUCUAUGCACCACAACAACUUCCACUGUUGAACCCAGAGAAACAACAACUAGAGAAACCAUCUCAGGUGAACCUACAACAAUCAAGGUAACGACAACAGGUGCACAUAUGACAACCAAAACCAAACCAACCACUGUGCUUGAACCGGCAAUGGCUACUGACACAACAAAAUCUGCAUCAACAACAACCUUGGCAAACACAAAAGCUUCUACAACAACUAAAACAACAACCAUGGAAACCAGCACAAGUGCAUCUACGGAAACAAAAAACACCACAGUCACCUUGGAAACCACAGGAACAACAAUGGCAAACACCAUGCCUGUCACAACCACAGAUGUUAAACCUAGAACAGCCCUAACAACCACCACAGUUGAACCCACGGUAAUAACAGCCAACGUAACCACUACAGGUGAACCUACAGCAACAAACAAUACUGUGACCACUGUAGUUGCAUCUCCAACAACAACAACAACAAACAUGCCAGUCACCACAGCCAACCCAAUGUCAGCAACCACCAUGGUUAAAACCACACCUGAGUCAACAAGAACCACAGCAGCCAGUACAGUUGAAUCCAGAACCACAACAGGCAAGGUAACUACCACAAGUGCAGCUACAGCAACAACCAUGGCAAGUACUACAACUGGGGAAACUGCAAGAACCAUCACAACUUCCACUGUUGAACCCACAGAAACAAUAACUAGAGGAACCAUCUCAGGUGAACCUACAACAAUCAAAACCACCACAAGCACUACUAUUGAAUCUUCAGAAACCACCAUGCCGUCCACCAUUAGUGCAUUUACAUCAACAACAAUAACCAUGCCAACAACCACACCUAAUCAUACGUCAACAACUAUGGAAAACACUGCAUCCAUCACAACAAGCACUAAAGUUGAACCCACAACAAUAGCCAUGGUAACGACAACAGGUGCACAUAUGACAACUAAACCCACACCAACCCUGUGUAUGAACCUACAACAACAGCAAUGUGGUUGA
Messenger RNA from Alosa alosa (allis shad), 3280 nucleotides. RefSeq names its product mucin-2-like. The record is from RefSeq and is a predicted model, not a curated record. The coding region runs from base 749 to 3280 and encodes 843 amino acids. The transcript is spliced from 4 exons. Lineage: Eukaryota; Metazoa; Chordata; Actinopteri; Clupeiformes; Clupeidae.